GAAUUUAGAAAUGGGAUUUAACGAGGCAAAAUUGUACAUUGACCUGAAGUGAGUUAACAAUACAAUUUGAAAAUCAGAACCAACGUCAGAUAGAACUAAACUUGGUGAAAACGAAUGUACAAGAGGCACUCGAAGAGCGGGCUUUGUAAUAAAUUAACAUUUGUCAAUAGACAGACAUUACCACUUGUUGUUUUACAUUGACUUCUUCCAAGCAAUACUGUUUUUUAAUUGGCAGAAAGGUCAUUCUCCAGAAUCAUGUCGGAAGAUAAGAAGGAAACAAAAAGUGAGACAGAGCACAUCAACCUUAAGGUUCUUGGUCAAGAUAAUGCCGUUGUUCAAUUCAAAAUAAAAAAACACACACCCCUUCGAAAACUGAUGAGUGCCUACUGUGAUCGUGAGGGUCUGGCAAUUGCUGCUGUGAGAUUCAGAUUUGAUGGACAAGCGAUUGAUGAGUCAGAUACUCCUUCUAGCCUCGAAAUGGAGGAAGGUGAUACCAUUGAAGUUUACCAGCAACAAACAGGCGGAACGUGUUGAGUGGAAAUAUCGCUAUUAUAAUAGAUUCAUUCAACUUUUCUACUCUGCGAGUUGAUAACAUUGUUUCCUUGUUUUUAUGUCCCUUCACUAAUUCCAAUACCUAAAUCCGACGACAACAAUUGUGGAUCUAAAAAGAUAUUGCAGAAUCUAUUUUAAUGAUUAUUUUUGACUGCUAGCAUAUAGAUUCUGUUGCGUCUACUUUUAUUAGCUAAAUUUAAUUAAAUGUUUUUCAACUCUAGAAAACCCUUACGUCUGAGUGUUACUCAGCUUCCUGGGCUUUUCGCCUCUCCGAACUUUCCAACUUCUGCAACAUCAACUUUUUUAAAUCUAUGAGAUUCCAUGAUUUUCCAAUCUACAAGUCUUACUCUUUCAUCAUUUCCAUACACAUUUUGUUAAGUAAAUGAAUAUAAUGAUAAAAAUAAACGAGACGAGUGAGAAAAAGGGGAAAACAGAAAAAAAAAUUUGUAUAGAUAAAGUAUACAUGUAACGAACAAAGUUCAUGUAAUAAACUCACUUUUUGGAUAAAA
Molecule: messenger RNA, 1061 nt
Organism: Fopius arisanus
Lineage: Eukaryota; Metazoa; Arthropoda; Insecta; Hymenoptera; Braconidae
Gene: Sumo
Product: small ubiquitin-related modifier 3-like
Exons: 3
Coding region: 256-534 (92 amino acids)
Biological process (GO): protein sumoylation
Cellular component (GO): nucleus
Molecular function (GO): ubiquitin-like protein ligase binding; protein tag activity
Source: RefSeq, a predicted model, not a curated record